Pocillopora verrucosa is the source of this 2848-nucleotide messenger RNA. RefSeq lists its product as uncharacterized. NCBI's taxonomy places the organism in Eukaryota, Metazoa, Cnidaria, Anthozoa, Scleractinia, Pocilloporidae. The record is from RefSeq and is a predicted model, not a curated record.
AAUCGCCAUUAACAAGUUUCAUACGCGCUUCAAUGACAUCCUGAAAUUAUUGCAAUUCAGCUUUAAGUGAAGGGACAUCUCAGUUUUCAAAAGUAUCUCCAUGAUAAAAGAAAUAUCAUGGCAUCGCCUAGAAAAUUCCAUCUCUUCAACUGUGACAGUGUUUAUAAGCUUGACUCCAUCGAAGAUUUGUUGUUGACAACGACAAGGAAUCUUGGCAUUGAGAUAUCUGUGAAGCAACACUAUUUCACAGUUUCCGAGAUAACUGAGUUCAGCGAUCAGACGAUUCCCACGCUAGAGAUGGAUGCUGCCAUUUUAGCUGUCAAUGCAAACGAAUCUCGACUCUCCAUCAACGAAAACACAGAGGGAGGCUACACGAAGGUUUACAGAGCUUUGCUUCAAGCGACAGACGGAAACGUGAUUGUUGUUAUCGGUGGGGAUGACAAUUACAGGAACGAAGAGGAAGAGGAAAGAGCCGUAGUCUCGCGUUGGGCAAGAAUGAAGGUACGUUCCCAGUUAAAGGAGGAAUUCCUCGACGGACGAAGAAGUUUCAUCUUUUCAUGGGACGGGAAACACAGAGAAAUUCACGAGCAAGCAUUGAAACACUUCUUUGAUCAAAGCAAGAAAGGAAAAAAGUUUGAGUAUGAACCACCAGGGCGUUCCGAGCUUUCUUUAAGAGAUCAAACAGCUCCGCCAGCACGAGAUACAGAACCAGCACACCAGCUCAAGCUUCAACGCUCCGCCACCCUUCCCGAAGGGAGAAGUAGACAAGAAAUAAAAGACCGGUGGGAUCAGCCAAGUUUCUUGCAAAAAGAUUACACAGUGACAAGGCAAAGAAGUGUGGAUUUUCACGCUAGUCAGCAACCUAAGCUGAACGUACACCUCGAUCCUCUUGCGGCAACCGCUGUUUUGGCUUCGGAUUAUGGAUGCUCAUCACUAGGGGACCGAUCUGAACAGAGCAGAGUGCAAAGGGAUACUACCACGAAGGAAACACGUCUGGUCAAAGACUUAGUAGUCCUCGGCUGUGAUGUGUCACCGGCAACAAUCCAGGUUGUGAAAUCAGUACUCGAUGACCUUUAUCGUAGGAUAAGGCUGCCAGAAUGUCCCCAAGUGGAACGUUAUUCAUUAGCUGACAUCAAAUCAUACUUAACGAGAUGCACUCCUAGGUUUUGUAUUCUAGUGGUGGAUACAGAUACGUCUCAUAAAUACCAGCAGCCUGAGUUGGAAGAAAUUCUCAGGACAGCAGCUGAUGUUGUUGUUGAAAAGGUUAUCUUCACGAUUUGCAAUCGAAGUCCUGCUCCAACUGGAGAGGAAGAUAAAUUUGUAAAAAACGUUGAGCGAAUGCUUAAAGCGAAAAGAAAGGGCCUUGUCGUUUGGUUGGAGGAUGGAAAACUGAAUGUGGAACCCGAUGUCUUGAUACAAUUAAUGCUUGGAGCCCCAAUAGCGGCGAAGAACAGACAAGGACAGCUGAGCCACUCAGAAGAAUCCCUCAGACCAACCAAUGCUGCUUCAGGUUUUACAUCUGACAGGAGACUGCUUCAAGAGACACCAAAGCACAUGGGGGAGUUUCCAUCACAAGAAGUGCGUCAUAAUCCUACAUCUUAUGGAGGAGAAUGUACGGAUUCCAGCGAUGUUCUCGUGCUCAAAACACGAAUCCGUCAAGGGAUAAUAUCGUAUGCUACCGAGGAUCUUGUGUCUCGUUCUCCUGGUUUUGUAAUUCCCAAACAUAUAGAGGAAAGUUUGAGGUGCAAAUAUUCAACGACAGCAAACGGAGUGCUAAGCAUCUAUUCCAACACGGAAGGCAAAUUACGAACCACCGUACAAACUGAUAGAGCGGCCACUUGUUUGAUUAUUUAAUGGACAGAUCAACACAACCUCUUCAUCAUACUUAAACAAAGUGAAUAUUAUGGAGGCCUUUUCUCUUAUUAGUAAAUCAUAGAACGUAAACAGUCUUUAAAUUCACGUGUCACGCAACAUGCGGACAUUUCAACUUGAGAUUUUGUAUGGUAGAAUAGAACAAGGUUAUGUACAUAACUCUGCAGAACAGUACAAAACACGGACGGAAAGCAAAAGCAAAGCGGAUCAAUAAAUUGCCGCACCUUAUGAUUCAAAUUCUUACUAUCUUAGGUUCUUUAAGCUUGAUAAUACGAACUUAGAAGCCAAAAUACUAGAAAACUAAACAAAAGCGAAAUGAUAACUUCCCAAUUCGAUGGGUUACCUUAUGAAACGAGCGAACAUUUUUCUCUUCGCUCGUAUUUUCCUCGACCUUACGUACAUUUCUCGGAAAAAGUACCAGUCAAUUUGCGCAAUGUCCGGGUUAAACCAUCGAAAAAGGUGUGAUUAUUAUUUUAGAUAUGUUUGCUGUAAAUGAAAUGAAGUGAAUUAUGCAAAGUUCCCUGUUUGCUAGUCAUAAUUACAGAGCAUUGCAACCUCCGUGAGCUAGAACAUUCGGGUGAGUUGAAACAGAUUACGUUCGAGAUCUUAAAAUGACUAUGUGAAUCUAUAAAACCCAUUAAUAUGUUUAAUCGUCUUUUAAAGAGAGUUUAAAACACUUUGAAAAUCAAAUAUGACACAAUAGAUUUCAAAGAAUGGUCGUGGGAUGACAUUCAAUGAUUGUCAGAACCAUUCGCAUUAAAAGCUAUUAAUUAACUUACAAUGUGAAUUAAAUAAAAGUGGUGGGCAGUCGCUAGAUCUCUAGGAAAGAGUGACUUUUUUGGUGUAGUAAAUUGAACAUCAAAACAUAGGUUUUUGAGGACAUUUUUGGUACAGCCAUUGAUGCAAGGCAUCACGGAAGCCAAAUCACCUUUUUCCAACCGUUGCAAGCUUUUCUCACGGCCUUACUCGAAAUUAA